AUGCAUUAAUCUCUCAAAUUUGACACUUAACCUUCAUAACAAUAAAAUUGGUGCAAUGAAGGUGCAUCAGGCUUAGGUUCAGCUUUAGCAAAAUGCAUUAAUCUCUCAAAUUUGACACUUGACCUUUGGUCUAAUUAAAUUGGUGAGGAUGGUGCAUCAGGCUUAGGUUCAGAUUUAGCAAAAUGCAUUAAUCUCUCAAAUUUGACACUUAUCCUUUGGUCUAAUUAAAUUGGUGAUGAAGGUGCAUCAGGCUUAGGUUCAGCUUUAGCAAAAUGCAUUAAUCUCUCAAAUUUGACACUUAACCUUUGGUCUAAUUAAAUUGGUGCAAUGGGUGCAUCAGGCUUAGGUUCAGCUUUAGCAAAAUGCAUUAAUCUCUCAAAUUUGACACUUAACCUUCUGUCUAAUUAAAUUGGUGAUGAAGGUGCAUCAGCCUUAGGUUCAGCUUUAGCAAAAUGCAUUAAUCUCUCAAAUUUGACACUUUACCUUGAGUAAAAACAGUUUAUUUGUUUUGAAUUGUGA
Tetrahymena thermophila SB210 is the source of this 519-nucleotide messenger RNA. RefSeq names its product cyclic nucleotide-binding domain protein. The transcript is spliced from 6 exons. Gene Ontology annotation, molecular function: GTPase activator activity; small GTPase binding. The record is from RefSeq and is a predicted model, not a curated record. Gene Ontology annotation, cellular component: perinuclear region of cytoplasm; nucleus; cytosol. Gene Ontology annotation, biological process: activation of GTPase activity; nucleocytoplasmic transport. NCBI's taxonomy places the organism in Eukaryota, Ciliophora, Oligohymenophorea, Hymenostomatida, Tetrahymenidae.